Molecule: messenger RNA, 1391 nt
Organism: Bactrocera dorsalis (oriental fruit fly)
Lineage: Eukaryota; Metazoa; Arthropoda; Insecta; Diptera; Tephritidae
Exons: 2
Coding region: 218-1372 (384 amino acids)
Source: RefSeq, a predicted model, not a curated record
AUGAAUGUAUGGGUAUCGAUAAGAGUGCGUGCAGAGUGGCCGCUUGUUGCCGAGCCGGGCCGGCUGACGCUUAUUCCGAGAAUUUGUCAUGCGAGAAACAAGUUUGAGUGUGCAUAGUGAAUGCGAGAAUCAGCGCUGAUAUUUUAUCUAUUAUUUGUGUUUUAUGUAUGUUUGGGUUUGUUGUUCAUUCGUGUUUGUGAAAUUGAAGUGAAAAGAUAUGGAUUCGUCAGAUGAUGAGUAUUUAGCUUCGGCUACUGUUUUAAAGUAUUUUAUCAAUAAAAAAUCAUUUGGAAAACAUCCAAUAAAUGAUAAACGAAGUGAAUUUGGAGAAUUUCAUCACUUAUAUAGUGAUUUAAGAAAAUAUCCUGCCAAGUUUAAAGAAUAUACUCGAAUGAGUAUUGAAACUUUCGACUAUAUUCUCGAAAAGAUUGGUGAUAAAUUAAAAAAGAAGUGGAGUAAUUUUAUUAAAGUGCCAAUAUGUCCAUGUGAACGCUUGAUAGUAACUCUCAGAUUUCUGGCAACUGGAGCAUCAUUUGCCUCACUAGCUUUUUCGUUUCGGCUAGGCAAAUCAACAGUAGGAGCUAUUGUUAAGGAGACAACCCAAGUUCUAUGGGAUAAUAUGUUUACUAUACAUAUGCCGCAGCCAAACGAACAAUGUUUUCAAGAAAUUGCAGAGCAAUACUGGAAGCUAUGGAACUUCCCAAAUUGUAUUGGUGCUAUCGACGGGAAGCACAUACGAAUCAAGUGUCCAGGAAAUACUGGCUCCAUGUAUUAUAAUUAUAAACACUUUUUUUCUAUUGUGUUGCAAGGUAUUGCCGAUGCCAACUGCAAAUUUAUUGCGGUUGAAGUUGGUGGAUACGGAAAGCAAAGUGAUGGUGGCACUUUUAGCUCUUCCAAAAUCUUUAAUCUUUUAAAAAGUGGAGAACUACCUGUACCAGGAAAUACAUGUCUGCCAAACAGUGAAGAAAUUGUGCCAUAUGUAUUUCUUGGGGAUGAGGCUUAUCCCCUUUUAGAAUGUUUGUUAAGGCCGUAUAGCCGAAAGGAGAUAACGGAAGACCAUGAAUAUUUUAAUGCCCGGCUUUCAAGAGCUAGAAAGUGCAUUGAAUGCGCCUUUGGGUUAUUAAGUGCAAGGUUCAGAAUAUUAUGGAAACCCAUUGAAACGGAUCCUUUGUUCGCUGAACUCAUUGUAAAAUGUAUAUGCCUUCUACACAACAUAAUUAUUGAUUUAGAGGGAUUAGAUGAAAAUUUAAAAGAAGAAGUGCAAAAAGAACAUUUGGAAAAAAUCAUAAAAGAAUUCAAUAAAACAAGUGUCAAAAAUGGUAGAUUAAUAAGAGAUAAAUUUUGUAAUUUCGUAUGCAUGAAUAAAAUAUAAUAAAUUUCAAUGUAACUUA